UUGACAGUGACAUUUGCGAACUGAAUAAUUAUAACCUCUUAACUCUUUUGAAAAUGAACUAACAUUACAAAACAGCUAUAAAACAUUAUUAACCAUUGAAUUUCUAUGCAUAUAGUGAAAAGUUUCAAAUAUGUUGUCUAUAAAGAGACUACCUACACUAUCCGUGUCAAAAAUUCAGUCAAAAUUACGCUUUGAUUUGGGUAAUGGCUCAUUGCGACACAUAAACAAAACUUACCACAAUAACUUUGUGAAUAUUUGCCGAACAUUCUCGCAAUUGCAUAAUUUGACUUACAAGUCCAAAAAUAUGCAACACACUUUGAAGCAAGAAUAUAAAGCAGCAUGUGCCUUACUACAGAGAUCAAAUCUACCCAGCUUUAGUACAGUGUUUAAUAGUUUACAACAUAGACAACUACAUACAACAAGAAGAAAUUGCAACAAGAAAGAUGAUAAUGAUAAGGAGAAGAAAGAUAAAAAGAAUGAGGAGUUUGCAUCAUUACUUAUGAAAGCAGCAUUUUGGAUGUUCACAACAUGUGUACUAAUACUGAUGAGUUCAAUACUUGUGCCGGGAGAUAAUACUCAAAAUGAGCUCAUACGUUAUGUAUCAUGGAAUGAGUUUGUGUACUCAAUGUUAUCAAUGGGAGAAGUGGAGGAGCUUAUUGUGAGACCUGAUUUGGAAGUAGUCACUAUUAUAUUACACGAGGGCGCCGUCAUUAAAGGAAAACGAACAAAUCACCGUGUCUAUCACAUGAAUGUGGGUGACAUGCACAGAUUUGAAGAAAAAUUAAGGGAAACCGAAAAAAACUUGGGCGUAAAAGAAGGUGUCCGAAUAAUAUACGAUAGAAAUGGUAGUGUAGCCGGGAAAGUGAUAACCACACUCCUGAUUGGCGCCGUUAUACUGUCCUUCCUUUACUCUACCAAGAGUAUGAAGAUGAACAUCAACAUAGGUGGUUUAAAUCAACUCAGUCGUGCAAAGUUCACGCUAGUUGAUUCCAUGACUGGUCAAGGUAAAGGAGUAAAAUUUGAAGACGUAGCCGGUCUGCGAGAGGCUAAGAUCGAAGUGAUGGAGUUUGUUGACUAUCUCAAGAGACCUGAGCAUUACAAGAGCUUGGGAGCUAAGGUGCCAAAGGGCGCAUUGCUCCUCGGUCCACCGGGUUGUGGCAAAACUCUGCUGGCUAAAGCGGUAGCUACAGAGGCAAACGUACCAUUCUUAUCCAUGAAUGGCUCCGAGUUUAUUGAGAUGAUCGGCGGUUUGGGAGCAGCCAGAGUCAGAGAUCUAUUCAAAGAAGCGUGCUCCCGCGCACCCUGUAUUAUAUACAUAGAUGAGAUGGACGCGGUGGGGCGCGCACGGUCCUCGGGUACCUCCUCCUGGGGUCCCGGGGGAGGCGAGGGGGAGCAGACCCUCAACCAACUCCUCGUCGAGAUGGACGGCAUGAAAAGCCGCGAGGGUGUCGUGGUCCUUGCCUCCACUAACAGAGCUGAUGUGCUCGAUAAGGCUUUACUUCGUCCUGGACGCUUCGACCGGCACAUACUGAUCGACCUGCCCACGCUACAGGAACGAGAGGAAAUAUUUGAAAGGCAUCUUAAAAAUAUAGUCCUGGAACAACUUCCAGACUACUAUGUUAAAAGAUUAGCGUACCUGACGCCUGGCUUCAGCGGCGCGGACAUAGCGAAUGUUUGCAACGAGGCGGCGUUGCACGCGGCGCGCCACAAACAAAACAUUGUGCGUGCGGCAAACUUAGAGUAUGCAGUCGAACGGGUUGUUGGUGGUACAGAGAAACGAAGUCACGCGAUGUCACCGGCCGAGAAAAAAAUAGUCGCGUACCAUGAGUCGGGGCAUGCACUGGUCGGCUGGCUGCUGGAGCACACCGACGCGCUGCUCAAAGUGACCAUAGUGCCUCGCACUAACAUGGCGCUCGGCUUUGCUCAGUACACCACGUCGGAUCAGAAACUGUACUCUAAAGAGGAGCUAUUCGACCGCAUGUGUAUGGCGCUGGGUGGACGCGCGGCCGAGGCGAUCACCUUUAACUCGAUCACCAGCGGGGCGCAGAACGAUUUAGAAAAAGUCACUAAGAUUGCGUACGCGCAGAUCAGAGUUUACGGCAUGUCGCCAACAGUGGGACUAUUGUCCUUCCCUGACCUGAAGCAGCAUGGAAGCAGCCCCUUCAGCAAAAGCCUCAAGAAUUUGAUAGACCUUGAGGCGCGCAAAUUGAUAGCAAACGCGUAUUUCACUACAGAACAAUUGUUGAGGAACAAUCAGGACAAAUUGAAACAGUUAGCAGAAGAGCUUCUAAAGAAGGAAACAUUGAACUUCAAAGAAGUUCAAGCUAUACUCGGACCGCCGCCUUUCCCUGGAAAGAAGUUCAUCGACCCCGUGGAAUUCGAAACAAACUUAAAGAAUAUGGAGAAAGCAGCGACUGCUGAAGACAACACGCCCAUCGGCGCGCCGUCAGCCAAACCAGAGACUCCAGCCGGCUUGUAAAUAUGCUUGAAGUAGAACUGGACUCAAUCGCGUAUUCCUAAUAAAAUAGUAAGCAAAGACUAACGUUGUUAUUUAAUUCGCCUGAUUUGGAUAUAUAUGUAAUUUUCCAUUAUCAAUAGACGGAGGUAAAAAUUUGCUUAAUUCAUCUUCUUUUGUAAUUUUUAAAGAUUUAACACAUGGCAUAUAGUAAGUAUAUGUUUUACAGAGAAGUAGCAAAUUUGUAUUUUAGUGUAAAUACCCAAAUUUCACUCAAUUUUAUUAUAUUAUCAUAUUCAACCAGAGUCGAUUCCACUGAUGCAGUACUAUGCGACAUAAAAUCAGGUGAAAUAAUAGCGCCACAGCGAUAUUUAUGUAUGCAAUAGGACUAAUACUAUUAAUAGCACACAUAAAAUCAUUUAACAUGAUAUAAUGAAAUAAUGAAUAGAAACUAGUAAUUAAAAUAAAAUCCAGUGUUAUUUUUAUGAUAAACUAAAUACCAGUUAUGCCUUACAGUUCGGUCUUAAAAGAAGUUAUAUGAAGUUAUUUAUUUGUAACUAAGAUUGUGUAGUUUUUUUGGACUCUAGGCUUAUUCAAUUGAAUUGUCAAGAGCAAGUAGCCAAUAAAAUGCCCCUAAAUUAUCAUAUUUAAAGCUUGCGGAUAAUGUGAACGAACAUUCUUAUUAUCACAUCUAUCACCCACUAUUAUGUACUUGAAUAUCAACUUCAGAAAUAAUUACACUUCAAAAUAAAUAAAACAAGUCAUUUGUUCACAUUGUCUGUAAAUUAUGAUAGUUUUUUUGUAGAUAAUUGUUGAUCAUUGUGCAAUAAAAAUCAAAUAUGUA
Manduca sexta (tobacco hornworm) is the source of this 3299-nucleotide messenger RNA. RefSeq names its product paraplegin (gene Spg7). Gene Ontology annotation, biological process: protein-containing complex assembly; mitochondrial protein processing. The transcript has 15 exons. Gene Ontology annotation, cellular component: m-AAA complex; membrane. Gene Ontology annotation, molecular function: ATP-dependent peptidase activity; metalloendopeptidase activity; ATP hydrolysis activity. NCBI's taxonomy places the organism in Eukaryota, Metazoa, Arthropoda, Insecta, Lepidoptera, Sphingidae. The record is from RefSeq and is a predicted model, not a curated record. Bases 131 to 2479 code for a protein of 782 amino acids.